Esox lucius (northern pike) is the source of this 4369-nucleotide messenger RNA. RefSeq names its product transmembrane protein 108 (gene tmem108). Gene Ontology annotation, biological process: dendrite extension; retrograde axonal transport; postsynaptic density organization. NCBI's taxonomy places the organism in Eukaryota, Metazoa, Chordata, Actinopteri, Esociformes, Esocidae. The transcript is spliced from 5 exons. Bases 924 to 2513 code for a protein of 529 amino acids. Gene Ontology annotation, cellular component: axon; postsynaptic density; early endosome. The record is from RefSeq and is a predicted model, not a curated record.
UACAUCUUAGGCUGAACCGAAAGCGGUAUAGAAUGGGGAACCGGUGUCAAUUACAACAGUUUAUUUAUUUAUUUAUAGCUACGUACGGUGUGUACUGGGAACGCAGUGCUGCAGAAUUGUUUGCGCUAAUGUGUUUGCCCACUAGAUAAACUGAUCUUAUGGACCAGUUCAGUGACUGAGUCCAUGUAGUUAUAUUCUGUCAAACAUAAAAUUUCGUGGGGUACUCUUUUUAUUGUUGGACGGUCUUUAACAGUAAAACCUUAGUAGAGAUUGUUUAUAGCUCCCCUGUUAUUGACUCCCAGGCGGGUUGCGCUUACUUUCCGACGGGGGACAAUAAACGGUAAUCCGCAUGGGGCUCUUGGAAACCAUGUCCCUAAUCUAAGUCAAGAAAAAACAAAAUCUUUGCCUUCUGUUGCAACACUGCCCUCAUUAAAAUUCCAUGGGCAUCGCCUAAACUCACGUCACGAAAAUCAAACCGUUAUUACUUCGUGUUUGUGUGACAGAAACUCUGCGCGUCUUCAUGCGCGCCACACAGUGAUCACAUACACUGUAGUCUUGCCAAGCCUGUUGCCUUGAAUUAUUGCCUUCACCGCCGAGCAUUUAUCCAUACAGAAUUGUCAGUGGUCCCAGGAUUUUAGGGGUGGCGCUCCCUCCUUCCCUCCUCCUACUGUUUUUCGAUUGAACAAACUGUAUAGCUUCCCGGGUAGCAGUUCUGAGCUCAGUCGGAUUGAACAUGGAGCUCAUAUGACAUUCUGGUUUAGAACUGGCAACAUGUGCGUGCGGCUUGUGUGAGUGGAGUGGUGACACAGCGCCUUUUGGGGGAUUCGUUCGACUGGGAUACGUGGGGUUCCCAGCGUACCGACGCACCUUGUGUAAUAGAGAACCAUGAGCACUGUGGAGGAGGAGCCGGACCACAUGAUACCAUGAAGAGAAGCCUGCAGGUCCUGCGUCAUCAGUUGCUGAGCGUCCUAGUGAUCCUGGCAGUGUCAGCGGGCCUGGCGUCCUCUAACCAGGAGCCGUACACAAGCCGGACUACCCAGGGCCCUGUUGCCAUGGUAGAGCCCCACAGUGCCCCCCCCAACCAGCAGUUGGAGGGCUCCGGCAGCGGGGGUGAUGCCCCGUCCCUCCAGCGGGGGUCCUUACCCAUUAUCUGGCCCACCACGGCACAUGGCUCCUGGGGCUGGCAUCUGACCCAUCACAGCAGCCUUGGGCAGACUGUGACUCCAGCCAGUGAAAGCAGCCUUACUUACACUGCGGCGACAGUAACUCUUAGCACUGUGACAAUAAAGCAAGACCCCAGCCCAGACAAGAGCGCCCACUUCCCCAAUUCGGAUGCUGUCCAGCCGGUCCACAGCUACAGUUCUCACCAUGCAGACGAGGUCCUUGUGCCUAACUCCGGCCCCCGUGGCCUGAAUGCUGUUGUUAACCAGGGCCACAGCCCUCUGAGCCCUGGCCCACAUGGCAAGGAUGCCCCCCCGCCCAGCAUGAUUUCAGUGAGAGGGGAUACUCUGAGCCCGGAGGUUGGUGGUCCCCCGGCCCCAAGACGUACCCUGGAACCCACAGACCCCAGUCAGCAAGACUUCACAGCUGAGCUGGAGCCCUCAUCCCUCUCCUCCUCAGUGGAUUCUGGAGCCGUACCCAAGACACCCAGGGAGCAUGCUCAAGCCACGCCCAAGCUGUCCCGACCGCACACCAUUACCGCACGGCAGGCGCACCCCCCAAGCAAUGAAGAUCCAACCGAGGAGCUCACAACUGGAAAAAGCCUUUCAGAAAUACCCCACUCCCCAGCACGCGCCUCUCCAUCCCCCUCCCCCGAAGCCCUUCCUAGUCUGGCCCCAAAGCCCAGCCCUCUCUUCUCCAAUGCUACCAAAACCAACGACACCACAGCCCAGGAGACUGGCAGUGAAGGGGGCUCCCCACUCGCCCCUCAGGUUAACGCCACAGACGAAGCCGCCCUUGUUUCAUGGUGGCCAUUUAGCAAUGCCAGUACUUAUAACAGCAGUGCGGAGGGCAGCCUGGACAAGGACAUGUCCCAGCGGAACAGUUCGUCCUUUACCGAGCCCUCUUCCACGGCCAGCAGGAACUUCCUUAACCGCCUGGUACCUACCACCACCAGGGACCCCUGGGUUAAUGACUCCAGCCCUGCUUUUGACCCGCCACUGUCACGCAGCACCAUCUGCCUGAGCAAGAUGGACAUUGUGUGGAUCGUGUUGGCCAUCAGCGUGCCUGUGUCUUCAUGCUCUGUCCUCUUGACCAUAUGCUGUAUGAGGAGGAAGAAGAAGUCUUCCAACCAGGAAAACAACCUGAGCUACUGGAACAAUGCCAUCACUAUGGACUACUUCAACAGGCAUGCUGUGGAGCUGCCACGCGAAAUAACGUGUCUUGACAACACUGAGGAGCAGGAGACCUGUCUACCCCCGAAUGGGGACUACAGUGACAGCGGGGUGGUGCUGGUAAACCCUUUCUGCCAGGAAACCCUGUUCAUCAACAGAGAGAAGGCCUGCGACAUCUAGAGAGGAGAAGGACGCUUCUGAUAGUACCAUUACAACAUGACUUUCAUAAAUAAAAGUCUGACUUUCAUAAUAAAAGUCCCCCCACCACGGCAUUCUCCCCUCCACUGUCAUUGUCAUUUUUAUACAUGUGAUAAAUCUUCAGAGACUACUUUAUACUGUAUAUUAUGAAUACAUAGACAAGACUAAGAGAAGAGCGAAAAUCAGACACUAUUUACUAAAAGGGUGCACCUGCAUAUUUUUCUGAUGUACAUUUUCUACAAAUGCUGAAUUGUGAUAAGGGUUUUUAUGUCUUUAUAAACUACAGAGUAUGUGUGAGUUUUUUUUUUUUUUUACAGUAGCUUAAUGGUGAGUGCAUUGUGGAUGCCGCCGACUAAAUUCUGCUUUAGAGAGAUAUUCUGUAAGAAUGUUGUUUCUUUUUUUCUUUUUUUUACCCAAAAUACUUACUGAAAAGCCUGUUGAACUUGAAUUAUUCACCUACGUACAUGAGGCGAUAUAGAGGUUUAGGGCAAGGUUUGUGAGGCCAGGAUUUAGCACAGGUUAUAGACAGUUAAUCAUUUGAACUGCAUCUAUAGUAGGGGGACCUGGAACAGUGGUAUAGUUUUGGGACAAUGCCCAUGAGGUAUAGUGUUGUAUCUGUAUUGACCAAAUGGAAUUGACUUUUCAAAUGCUUUUUCCUCUUCGCGUGUCACCAGCCUCUCAGUAGAGGGACCACAUUCAUGUCUUAACUCCCUUUGUCAAGCUGUCAGUCAACAACUGUUACAGCCCUUUCUGUGCUUGUAUGUUUCCAAUUGUCUGUGUGUGUGUGUGUGUGUGUGUGUGUGUGCACGUGGCUGUGCUUGAUUGUGCACUGUCUGUCUCUGUCCGUCUGCCUGUCUUUCUUUUUUUAAGGUAUGGAGUGGGUUCUGGUUUUGGCAUAUAAAAAGGUUUGUUAAAGUUGGCCCUCUAACCUUUAGAAAUAAUUGUGAGACCAAAAUGAUCUAAACUCCCUCCAUAAGUACAGUAUUUGUCCAUAAGAGUUAACUGUGUUUAUUACUGUAAUGUACAGAUAUUGAAUGAUUGUUGCUUUAACUGAUGGAUGUAAAAAUUACAUAGAAAUCAUGACCAAUGAAAAAAAUCACAGUUAAUAUUAACUGUGAGCACACAACUGUGGCAGAGUUUAAUCAAACAUACGUAUAUUAUAUUUCAUUAUUAAAACAAUUUAUGUUUAUCAUGCUUGAAAUGCUUAUCUGUUAAAUCAUACUUGUGUUUAAAAAAAACUUGUGGACAAUUUUUUUUGUUAAAUGUGUUGUCAAUCUACUGAAUGUUGAGGCUGAAAGAGCAUGCCGUGCCAUACUACAGAAUGGGGGUGUAUCUUGUGUCCAAUCAACAUUUUAUUUUUUGUAUCGUAGCAUACACUGUACUUUUUACUGCUGAGCAAUAAAAGAGAAAAGCUUUCAAUAUGUACUCCUCUAACUGAUUAAAACCCAUUUUACUCCUUACACUCCUCCCUUAAGACUGUGAUGACCACUGGUAACGUUGCAUAUUAAUGGCAUAAUAGCUCCAGAGUAAUUAUUUGUGCCACUGCCAUGUGUAAACUGGGAUAAAACCACAUAUAUAUUUUUAUAUUUUGGGGAUUUUAUUUUGUCAACUGUCUAAACGGCUGUAUGUGCUUCAGUAUUUGCAGCUUAUGGAAGAGCCAUCACUGUCUCGUAUCCAUGUUAUAAAUGCAUACAUAUGUUUUUAUUCAAUGUUAUUUCAUGUCCUUGUAUAAUACUUAUUUUUGUUAAUUGUCCAUGAACAAAAUAACGAGAAGAAUCACAACUGGCUGCAUCCAAAUCGGUAAGAGAGCAGAUGUUCAUUAAACUUGUUGGACAAAA